AUGUUCAUCAGUAGAAGAUGCAGAAUUAAAGGCUUUACCCUUAAGAAUUUGCUGUGGUUCAGGUCAUCAUCAACUCGAUUUGUUUCAACUGAAUCACCAGAUGCGAGCGCAAUUACGAAACCAGAUGGUAUUUUCAAUUAUUCUCUGUUGGAAAACAGAACAUACAUCAGGAUACGAGGACCCGACACAGUGAAAUUUCUAAACGGAUUAGUUACCUCGAAACUAUUACCUCAUUUUAUUAAGAAAAAUCUAACCACUGUAGAAGAGAAUGAAGUGCCUACUGAAGAAGGAACGACGAAGGUUGAUCCAAUUAUUCCUGUGCCAGAAUUUGAUGCACGACUGGGAAAUUGGGGACUGUAUAACGAAAAAGGUAUUCAAGGGCCAUAUAUUUCAAGGUUUGGUUUGUACUCUGCAUUUUUAAACGGUAAGGGGAAGUUAAUAACAGAUACAAUUAUUUACCCCACUCCUGUGACCGUAAGCGAACAAAUUUCAAAUUAUCCUGAGUAUCUGUUAGAGCUUCACGGGAAUGUAGUGGACAAAAUUUUGCACGUUUUACAAACUCACAAGUUGGCCAAUAAGAUUAAAUUCGAAAAAAUUGAUCAUUCCUCCUUGAAAACCUGGGAUGUUGAGGUUCAAUUCCCUAAUUUGCCCAAAGAUAUUGAAAACCCGUGGUUUGAUAAUCUACUGGAUCCUAUGGCUCUACCAAAAAAUUCCAUAGAUGCUAAUAAUUUUGCUGUUAAUGUUUUAAAUUCUUUGUUUAACUCAGAUCCUAGAAUAUUGGGUAUUUACGUAGAAAGAAGAACUGAGUCAAUGUCAAGGCAUUACUCCACAUUUCCACAAUCCUUCAGAGUUGUCACUUCCGAGCAAGUGGAUGAUCUCUCUAAGCUAUUUAACUUUAACGUUUUCGACUUCCCUUUUCAAGUAAAUAAAAAAGCUUCCGUUCAAGUUAGAGAAAUCAGAUUUCAAAAAGGUCUUAUAGAUAGCACUGAGGAUUACAUAUCUGAGACUUUGCUACCUUUGGAACUAAACUUUGAUUUUUUUCCAAACACUAUAAGCACAAACAAAGGAUGUUAUGUAGGACAAGAGCUGACAGCCAGGACAUAUGCUACAGGCAUUCUACGGAAACGUUUGGUCCCAGUUAAGCUGGAUAAUUAUCAACUUUUAGAUACAGACCCAGAAAGAAAGUACGCAGAAUUCCAUAUCGACAACGUUGUAGAAAAGAGCCUUGCAGAGAACGAGCCAACCCUCAAUCCAUUUACCAAUAAACCGCCCGAACGAACCAAGAGAAAGCAAAGGCCGGCAGGCUUAUUGAUUUCUAAUGAAGGGCUGUAUGGCGUAGCUUUACUUAGAACAGAGCAUUUCUCUGCUGCCUUCUCAUCUGAUGAGCCAGUCGAAUUUUACAUUACUACAACGAAGGGUGAAAAUAUUAAAAUAACACCUCAAAAACCAUUCUGGUUUAGCGACUGGAAAAACAAUAACGGGCCUCAUAAAUAG
Messenger RNA from Saccharomyces cerevisiae S288C, 1494 nucleotides. RefSeq names its product Iba57p (gene IBA57). Gene Ontology annotation, cellular component: mitochondrial matrix. Lineage: Eukaryota; Fungi; Ascomycota; Saccharomycetes; Saccharomycetales; Saccharomycetaceae. Bases 1 to 1494 code for a protein of 497 amino acids. The transcript has a single exon. The record is from RefSeq and is marked reviewed.